AUGCUGAAAAGCAAAAUCCACAGCCUGGAAAGGAUUUCAUCGUCGUCGUCAGUUGUCUUUAAGAUUUUGAAGAGUCGUAAUAUUGCUACUACUACUGGUAGUAGCAGCAGCAAUGGAGUUCCAAAAGAGAAGGUAGAUUGCGUGGUGAUAGGGGCAGGUGUGGUGGGAUUAGCAGUAGCGAGAGAGCUUAGUUUAAAGGGCAGAGAGGUGUUGGUGUUAGAAUCAGCUUCCACCUUCGGCACUGGCACAAGUUCCCGCAACAGCGAGGUCAUCCAUGCCGGCAUCUACUAUCCUCCCAAUUCUCUCAAGGCAAUCUUAUGUGUAAGAGGAAGAGAAUUGCUUUACAAAUAUUGCUCUGAACACAAUAUCCCUCAUAACCAAAUUGGUAAACUUAUAGUAGCAACAGGACCUUCAGAGAUUCCAAAGUUGCAUAAUCUAAUGAAUAACGGGAUAAAAAAUGGGGUUGGUGGUUUGGUUAUGAUGGAAGGUUCAGAAGCUACGAGGAUGGAACCCGAAUUGCGAUGCUUGAAAGCCUUACUAUCACCAGUUUCUGGGAUUGUUGAUACGCAUUCCUUGAUGCUGUCUUUGGUGGGUGAAGCUGAAAAUCAUGGCACAACCUUCUCCUAUAAUACUACAGUUAUUGGCGGCCAUAUUGAAGAAAAUCGCCUAUGCCUUCAUAUUUCUGAAACAAGACAUCUUGAAAAUUGGAAUGGAAAAUUUCCAUUGCAACCAGAGAUGGUACUCAUUCCUAAGCUUGUAGUGAACUCUGCUGGCUUGAGUGCCCCUGUCCUUGCAAAGCGAUUUGAUGGCCUCCGUAGUGCAGUUAUUCCUCCUGCCUAUUAUGCUCGCGGUUGCUACUUCACGCUAUCAAAUACUACAAUUUGUCCUUUCAAACAUUUGAUUUAUCCUUUACCAGAGGAUGGUGGCAUUGGUGUGCAUGUUACUCUGGAUUUGAAUGGUCAGGUCAAGUUUGGCCCCAAUGUAGAAUGGAUUGAUGGUAUUGAUGACGUUUCAAGCUUCCUAAACAAGUUUGACUAUUCUGUAUGUACGAAUCAUGCAAAGCUAUUUUACCCAGAGAUAAGGAAGUACUACCCAAAUCUAAAAGAUGGGUCUCUCGAUCCAGGUUAUGCAGGGAUUCGACCAAAGCUUUCAGGUCCUCGACAGUCUCCAGUUGAUUUUGUGAUACAGGGCGAGGACAUUCAUGGGAUAACUGGCCUUGUUAACCUUUUUGGUAUUGAGUCACCUGGUUUAACUUCAAGCAUGGGAGUUGCAGAACACAUAGCAACCAGAUUCUUCAGAUGUUAA
Molecule: messenger RNA, 1305 nt
Organism: Prunus armeniaca (apricot)
Lineage: Eukaryota; Viridiplantae; Streptophyta; Magnoliopsida; Rosales; Rosaceae
Source: the annotation of a GenBank genome assembly